Spirometra erinaceieuropaei is the source of this 6766-nucleotide messenger RNA. NCBI's taxonomy places the organism in Eukaryota, Metazoa, Platyhelminthes, Cestoda, Diphyllobothriidea, Diphyllobothriidae. The record is from the annotation of a GenBank genome assembly.
AUGCGUAAGUUGUAUUCUGUGGUACACUGCCUUUCAUCCCUGAAGUGAAUUUCUAUUUGUGGCAGUGCUGAUUGAGCUAUGGAGAACUUUUUCGCAUCGAAUGUCUUAAUAAUGUAUGAUUUAUGGUUCAGUAAGUUUAUUAAUGGGAGGCAGACAACUUCUGCAUUGAACUCUACUAAUACUCGCAAGCCUCGGCGCAGCAUUGCAGGUGUAAACAGUGAUUUUACACUGCAGUAUUUGACCUGUCCUUCGUUCUGCGUUCCAAAGAGGCCGGUCUGCGUACCUAUCGGCCACCUCACCGGUUGGGGGCCCAGAUGCUUCGAUUUCUGGGGACGCUGUAGUUUAAAUAAAAGAUCAUCAUGACGAAAGUAAAAUUAGAACAGGGUGUUGGGGUCUAAUAUAUGUUUGGCUUCUAGUUCCUAUCUUGGCUUUUGGAUUGAGGUCCAGUCCACAAGGCAGCGGGUAGCAUGAAGCAUUUGUUUAAUGGCGGCUGGCGUUUACCGUGUUUCAGUACGAUCAUUGACAUUUUAUGACGCUUUAUUGGAUGGUUGGUUCGUCAAACCUCGGCCCUUUGCAAACUGCCCUCACUGACGCCGCUGAUCCGCGUCUACUUAUUUCUGAGAAACAGGCCUCUACGGGGCACAAACCCGGACGCAUGUUGCAACGCUGAGCCUCUCGCGGUUACUUGUACGUUCACACCAAUUGCGGUCAGGUCAUCGGCCAAUGCCGGCUGGCCAAAGCAGUUAAUCAUCUUCGAGGCUAGCUCAGACGUGGCUUCCCUGAAGGCGCUGAACGACUGCCUCACUGUCUCACUCGCGGCAUCGGAUGUGCUCUCGUCGACUGCCAGCGCCUACUAACAUCUUCUCCGAUAGUUUCGUACAGAAUAAGACAUUUUCCGACUGUCGCACCACUUCUUCUCUUUCUGUUUGUAACUGGGCUUGGUGAUAUUAGAGGAUAGGAUCUCUCUAUGUCUUACGCCGCCGUGAUAGGCCCACUUAUGUCGCUGCUUACCUUCUCCGAGGGCCAUUACGCUAUCUCUGCGAACAAUAUGUUAUUUAUUGCAAAUAGCGCUGAGGAGGUUCCGCGUUCGUAUAUUUUUAGUGGCCAAAGUGUUUUAUCCCAAGCGUGAUAUGAUUAUGCUUAUAAUGUUUUCUAUCAAUUUUCACUUCGUGGUUACCCCCAGUCAAACAUGAAUCUACCUGAACACUGGGACCGUAACAGUUUUGCCAUGGCAGUGUAGGGCAGCAAACACUCCGAGUUUCAAAAAGUUCUCAGCAGUCUUUGUAAAUGCGGUAACGAUUCAGAAUUCUCCCUCAAACAGAACGGACAUGUCAACAAAUCACGGUGUACCUAAUCAAAUCUGUUAACCACGAUGCCCACUAUAGCUUAGAGGGUGUUAGUUAGAGUGUGGCCAUCUGUCUGAUAUGUCGAUUACUAGAACACAAUAGUGCAAAGGAACAAUGACAUUUCGCUCGCUGUCCAUCACAAAUGCAACACUUCUGAACCCAGGUUGACAGAGUGCAAAGUCGAUCCUAUAAAUAAAUUGUCCAAAGUGAUGUGGAAACCGGCUUGGUAUUAACUAACAAGAUUUUGUGGGCGUGUUCGAAAUCUCGGUUAACCCUAGACUUCCUUACUUCACCAGUAUCUGCCAGGUCCAGGCGAUAAUGUCGGCUUUCGAUAACACACACCGGUUCAUGUCAAAAUUCAGCAGGACUGAUUUAACCACUGAACCUCCGUAUAAUGAGUGAACUAUCCCAAUUGCACAUACCUCAGCAUCUUAACAAAAUUCAGGGUUGUGGGACCAGAAUUACACGUAAAUAUUUCACUGGCGAUCACGCGCAUGACGCGCUGAACGCACCGCGAACCUAGCCGAUUUAUUUGAGCCGGUUGAAGUAACUGUUGGCGCCGACCAAAGAUGGGGACGUAACGACCAUGUGUCCGUGAAGAUUUUGAUGUCUUUCCCCUUGAAAUCGAUUCCCCCUGCCCGCAAUUAACGUUCAUUGCAGACUUCCUCGCUCUCGCUCUCUCCCGUUCCACGUCAGCAUCCCCUCGACCCACCUCUGCAGUUUCACGCAACGCUGCACUCACUGCCUGUUAUCUAACAGACAUGACUGAACACUUGCACACCAGAUGGGUCAAUGAUAUAUGCAAUACUCCCUCCCGGUAUUAUUGUACCCUUCUUACUUUUAAACUCGUUUAUUACCAUUAGUGUGAUUUUUUGUAAUUCAUACUACUUUCACUUACGUCUGGCGUGGUGCGUACCAACUUUAGUUCUCAUGUGACCUAGAAACGGCCCCGGGUUUGUUACUUAAUGGCUUGUGCGUCGCCCUCAACGUCUUCUGCCACUAGAACGCAAGAGGCGUCCGGUUUUCUUGUAUGUCCCUUUCGAACAGAAUUCCUAUUAUUGGGGACCUGACAAUUGCUUUUAGGUAGUGAGUUGCCACAAAGCAAUCUUAAUGCUGGUCUGCAUACACUACGGGUGACUGUUCACUUCGUUUACAUCCCCACUCUAAUGUUACUAGGCAAACUUGCUAACUUCUUAUUACAAAUGCAACAUUCCCAAAUGUGACUUCACAAAUAUUCACUUGAUCAAACUCCGAGAAUGUACGGCCUUGAUUCCCAGCACGUCGUGCAACACUUUUGAAACGAGCUUUAGGGUAGGACAGGGAGGAAGCAUUCAAAUGCGCUAUUUUUUUCGGAAACCCGUAUAAGGAUAUGGGACAGCACUUAUUUAAAAUAAGCGACUGAACUGAUUUCACAGUAGGUUGAAAAGCAGAUAGAAACAUGAUUCAUAUUGAAUAUUUAAAAAAUUGUUUUUUUUUAUUAACGAAAUGGUAAACAACAACAGGCAUAGAAGAGUGCAGACAUUAACACCAAAUCUGCGUAUUCAGCCGAAUACUCACACUUGAUACCAUAUGAUGUUGUGGAGUCAACUAAAGGACAACGCACAUGUGAGUAAAAAAGGCACCGAACGGUAGUAUUAUUCUCAUCUUCGCAAAAUUUCCAAUAACUUCAAUAACAGGAAAACCAAAAGAGGCACCGUCAUUGCGACCGCGGCAAGCACGGACAUAAAACUCGCAAGCUGCCGGUACGUCCAGUGUUGAGUGACAUCCUGCAGACCCAGUAGCUUAGCUACAUCGCACAGCCAGAUGGCGAUGCUUUCGUUACGAGCGCUGCGGUCCUUCCCUCGGUGUUUGACCUCUCUUUGUUGUUCGGACCAGCUGAAGGCGUCCACCAGGUGCGCUUCGUCCUCUUGUGUCCACAGAACUCCAGACUAAAUAGAGAAACACCUCUGAAUAUAUAAAAUAUCUAAAAUUGAGCAUACGUCUCUGGAAUUUUUUCCGGAUAUCAGUAAUUUAAGUGCAACUACUUGUAUGACUGCAGCUAGUAAGAAUAUUCUAUAAAAUUGUUUCCUAGCACGGAGCUUAAUGCUAACUUUCUCUACUAACGCGUCCGUUACCACUGUCGUUACGAAUAUUAGCAUAAUCUGUGGAGAAAUAUUAUAAAAUACGCAAAUGGAGUGGAGAUAAGCAUACCUAAGCCACAGAUGAAAGGCCUCGGGAGUUAAACUUGGACUCUAGCACUGGACCAAGGGCUCGCCUCUUAUUGACAGUAAUAAGCAACCGUGAUGAAAAUUGAUAAAUUGUUUACUUAAUUAGGCUCACGCCAAUGACUGCAUACGUUCGUCCGUUUCCUCAAUUUGCCUUUCAUGUAGACCUUAGCUUACCAAUGUGGAGUGUUUAAAAAUUUCUUAUGAAUUUUAGCCGCUAGUUUGUUAUUUCCCACACAGGUUUUUUAUCAAUAAAGUUUUUACAAAAGGGCGUUUCUCAGCCUCCCAUGUUUCCUGCUAAGCUGUCAGAUAAACGCUCAUCUUAUUUUUAAAAUUGCUCUAGCACCAGGCACGAUUCUUGAGGACAACGUCCGGCGAUAUCCGCAUACAUGUUUAUACUAGCUGCAGGCACGACGCAGGCUGACGCACGACCACCCCUCAGUUUUCAUUUUCGGGAUUCCAUUUACGGCUGCGCCGAGUCACGACAGAACCCAUAAACAGGGGCCAUUUUAAGUGCGUCAAAACGCGACGCUUGUCACCGUAGAUUCUUUGUUAUCAUGCGCCCUCAAGUAAGUCCACGUGUCCAUCAGUCUUACUUCCACCACAUAGGUAACUCAGUCAAUCACUUUCUAAUGCUGACACGGACAUGUCAAGCACACUCGCGGGAACAACACGUCGCGACUCGUGCUCUCUACAAUAGACGCCUUGUUGUUCUGGCUUACAGGCCAACUGCCAACUCACAGCACUUUGCCCCGUAUAAAGCAAAAAAAUUACUAAAUCCUCUAGUUGCCUACCUUUGGUCAUUGGACGGGACAGAAUUCACCGUGUGUGGUUUCAGUCGAUUAAGUAUCCUUGAUCGUCACGCAACGUCCAAAGCCGUCGCGGAGACGCCACCCUCCCUUUACAUAGAGAAUUGACGUCAUUGGACCUGAACAAAGUUCCCAGGCCUCAGUAGAAUAACGGAAGUUACUCUAGAAGACACUUUCUCCAAAUUACCAGAACUUUUGGGUAAUAAGUCGGUCGCUCUCGCCAGGUCAGUUCUUUAUCUUGAACCAUAAUAAUGAUGCAGAUUUUCAAAUUAACGUUAAAUCAACUGCAGUGUUGAUUUCUACGUGCUAGGGAAGGAUGGAAAUAAAGGUUGAAUUUCCAUUGCGCUAACUCAAAUAGGUCCAUUCGGUAUUUAUAGCUAAUUCUUCUGCCUGAUCUAAACCAAGGAGAACUACCUCGAUAGAUCUCGCUGACCGAUGAUAUGAGAGAAAGAAAUACGCUUUAUUUCGGAAAUACGAUUCCGAAGUGUUCAACAAGAACGUGCUUCAUUCACUGUGGAUAAAGAUUAAUGCGCAGAAGAGAACACAGACAGAUCAAAUUAUGAUUUUUCUUCACACUCUUCUCAUGCUGGUUAUCGGUCUAACAGGGGUUCAAUCCAGACCCUAAAAACAAUGAUAACAUCUUUGUUCGUCAGUUAAAUGCUUGAACCUAACCGUAGCUUACGGGUACUGAAUUCUGGAGUGCCAUGACAUCCAUGGAAUCGGUUCUGGAAGGUCACCACGUUCGCCAAGAAGUAUCGACGGCGUCCACCAAAAAGGGCUGGUUUCAUCAGCCCACUUUAAGGGCCUAUCUGGCUGGAUAUUUCCAAAUACCGUUAGAAACGUUGCCGCUCAGACACACUGCUGUUACCAGAUAACGAACCUACCAACUGUUUCUCUACCCGGAGGUAUGUCAAUGUUUUUAAAAGUAUCAUAUUGUAAUACCCCCCUGCCCCCGGUACAGACGUCACUUCAUGACCAUUUCUGUUCUCUUGUCGGCGAGAUGUGUCAAUAAUGUGGGUCAAGAAUAUCCUGCCGCUGACGGGCACGAACGCCAUUCUCUGAUUGGCUAAUCAGUGACGUAAGACAGAUGUGCCUUUGUCUCAUGCCCUGAAAUCUCUCGCCAACAUCCUCUUGUACUCUCCAACAGACUUCUGUCUGUCCUGCCAACAUCGUCUCCGGGGCAUCUCUCUUACAAACGCAGUAUUACCAUGUUCAGCAAGCACAAUGGAUCGCAAGACAGACUUGGUGGACUUACUCCACGGAACUAUCGUUACUGACUCAGAUGAGGAUUGAGAAUAUUCACAACAAACCAUCGCGAUUGAGUUCUGUGUAAUGCAACUGCUUACGGUGCCUUGCGUUCCUCCUCCUUACUGCCUAUUCUCUGACUGAUGUAGGAUACAGCAAAUGUUCAUGAAAGAUCCUUUGUCCAGUUCCCGAUGUAACCUCUUUUCUCUCUUUUAUUACUACGUCCCCUUUCCAUGAAUUAUUAGUGCCCUUAGUAAGGUGGGCACUGAUAUUCAGUCCUUCUUGAAUGGGCUUAUUGUGGAUGAAAAAAACGUGGACAGCCUAGUUAGGGGUCAUAACUUUGAUUGCAUAAUUCAGUAUUUGUCUGUCCUAAAGAUUUGAAAGCUGGAUCAAGUGACCUCUGCCCAGUCAUUCUUGCAAUGUUUACCUGUGUACAGAGUUGGGUAUGAAUGCGCCACUUCUCAUUUCACAUUAAGAACGUGCAUGUUGUUACUGAAACAGACAACGAACCUUUAUUUCAUAUGCAGACUGAUUCAUGCCUCACGCAAGUCCGAAUGCGUGCUUUGCGUAGGGACCUCCCCUUCGAACUCCGCCCUCACUGAAAUUUCGUCCUGACAUCUAAAUUUUGCCAUGAAUGUGGGAUGGGAAAAUUCUUCCAUUCGAAGCUUACCAAGGUCACGACAAUUCCAGUUCUCCGAUGAGCAGUCAAGGCUCCCAAGAUGUCCAUUCGCUGGAAACUGCCAUGCAUGCCAUCGUGUCGCAUUCGUUACAACACCAGUAUUUACACUCUUUCCGAAAACGCCGCGUUGACCAUCUAAAUUUACAUUUUAUGAGUUUUAGGUGGCAAUCAAUUCCAUGUGGCCCUCACUGAGGUCUGUAGGUCUUUGAAAGUGGAUACUCCUGCUGAGUCCAGGAUAUAGCAGGAGGAAUGGAUCUUAACUGAUAUGACCUCCUAAGAGCCCCCAUAACAGGUUGGCGUCUAACCAUUUUUGAUGGUAAAAGUGAUGACGACGAUUAUGGUGGUGGUGGUGUCGGUGUUGGCUACGGUGUUGGUGGUGUCGGUGGUGGUGUCGGUGUCGGCUACGGUGGUGGUGGUGGUGGUGGUGGUGGUGGUGGUGGUGGUGGUGGUGGUGGUGGUGGUGGUGGUGGUGGUGGUAUUUGA